ACAGAUUGAUAGAUAGAGAAGGAGAAAGAGUGAAAGAGAGAGAGAGAGAAAGAAAAGGGGGAGGGGUGACCGUUGGGCGUCGCGACGCUUUAAAUCUCGAUCUCGCCUCGAACGAGUGGAGGGGAGGGUGGGGGUAAGGCUAGUCCGGGUUACGCUUCGAGCGAGUCCGAACGGAAGGCAAUCUUCUUGAAUCCGGCGGAGCGCGAAGAGGCUAACUCGUUGUGCCGGGCUAAGAAAAAGAAAACGAGUUACUUGGAGAUAUAGUCGAUUAAUUCUUGUAUUAUUUGUUUAUUAUUUCUUUGAUACAAGAGAAGAGAAAGUAAGAUAAGAGAAGAGAAAGAAGAGAAGAGAAGAGAAGAAAAGGGAAGAGAAGAGAAGAGAAGAAAGAAGGAAGAAAGAGAAGAAAGAGGAAGAGAAACUUGCAGCGAUGGAAGACGAUCGUAGGAGCUUACGUGAUGUUGUGCUCGUGUCACGUUGAAGAGGAAGGCUCGCCUCGAGCGAGCUGCUACCCGACCUCGUCGUCGUCUUACCGUUUUCGUCGAUGUCGACGGCGAGGAGGAGGCAACGUGCCGCCGUCGCUACCGCCGACGGAAAGUAGGAGGAGGGGAAAGUGGUGGAGGUGGAGGAGGAGGAGGAGAAGGUAGAAGAGGAUCCGAUUGCGUUUUGCAGAGGUGCCUCCUUUGUGCCCGAAACGAGAGAGAGGGAGAGAGAGAAGGAGAGGGAGAGGAAGAGAAAGAGAAAGACGGAUAGACAGACAGAUAUAGGAACGGUACAAGAAAGUGCGAGUGUGCGUUAAAGGAGGACGGAAAGCGAGGGAGGAGCCGGUGCACACAGCCGGUGGAGGGGGUCCAGCCGAGAUCUCGUCUGGUGAUGAUGAUCGGUGGUGGCGUCGCGAGCCCUCCUGGUACUGCCAAGUCGGUGGCUGCGAUCGACGGCGAGAUGGUGCAGGUCGAGGGCAUUGGCAGUGGAAGUGUCAGUGGCAGUGCUAGUGGUAGUGGUAGCCCAGCGACCGCUUCUACGCGACUACCAAAUAACACCAACGCCAACGGCAGUAGCAAUAAUAAUAAUAAUAAUAAUAAUAAUAAUAGUAAUAAUAAUAAUAAUAGCAGUAGUAGUAGUAAUAAUAAUAAUAAUAAUAGUAAUAACGCGAAUCCGAAUUCAAACGCGAGCAAUAGCGGUGGCAACGGCAACAACGGGAGCAACAAUAACGGCCAGGGCGGGGGGGACGUAAGUAGCAACAAUAAUAAUAAUGACGGACACGCGGUGCUGAAUUGCAGCGGCGCCGGCAGCGCCGCAAGUGACAAGUUUUGCUGUCACGACGAGGACGUUCCUGUGAGCACGGCAGUAGCGCGACCUUGGGAACCACCCUCGCCGACCUUCUCGCAGACGAGGUCGCACCUUCUUCAGGUUCAUCCGACUCAUCAUCAUCAGCAUCCGGCUGCUCAUCCUCAUCAACAAAUGACCGUACCGCCGGCUUCCCUUAUCGAUGGCGUGAGUUUGCAGAGCUGUACAGCGGGACCAUUUGCGAGCGGUAAUGGCGGUGGUGCAUCGCGGCAACGUUUACUGGAACUGUCGCACGGAUUGGGAGCUCUUAGACAUUACAACGACCUAGCCAAUCACGUGUUAUCCCUCAACCAACAGGGUGCUGUCGUCACAAAACUUUUAGGUACGCUACGUCCGCCGGGCCUGAUCGGUGGAAGUAAACCCAAAGUUGCGACGCCCGCUGUAGUUGCCAAGAUCGAGCAAUACAAAAGAGAAAAUCCUACGAUAUUCGCGUGGGAAAUAAGAGAAAGACUCAUAUCCGAAGGUGUGUGCAGUAACGCGACGGCACCGUCGGUGAGCAGUAUCAAUCGAAUUUUAAGAAACAGAGCUGCGGAGAGAGCUGCCGCGGAAUUUGCGAGAGCAGCAGGUUAUGGAUUGUAUGCGGCCGGGCCGCAUCCAUAUUUUAAUUCGGCUGCUGCAGCAGCUGCAGCUGCUCAUCAGCAUCCAACGACGAGUCAUCAUCUUCCAAGUGGAUGGCCGGCUCCAGGAGCUGCUGGACACCCCUGGAUGCUGCCACCCUUGGCCACUGGUAUCUCGGGGGCAGCUUCGGCUUUGCUCUUACCACCAUCCUUGAGUCCUGGUGCCGCAGCCGCUGCGGCCGCUGCCGCAUCGGCCUCCGCUGCUGGCACCGCCGAUCAUGCUUUGCACGCUGCCGACGCCAUCGCGAGAGGAUACUUGCAAGAUGGUGACGGUGACGACGGAAGUUUGGACGGUUCCGAGCAGCCAAAGUUCCGGCGAAAUCGCACCACCUUCAGUCCGGAGCAGCUCGAGGAACUCGAGAAGGAGUUCGAGAGGUCGCACUACCCUUGCGUGUCGACGCGCGAACGGUUGGCUUCGAAGACCUCCCUCUCGGAGGCACGCGUACAGGUUUGGUUUUCCAACAGACGGGCAAAGUGGCGUCGUCAUCAGCGAAUGAACCUCUUAAAGCGUUCGCCACCACCGCCGCCGCCGCCGCCGCCGCCGCCACCGCCGCCGCAGCCGCGGCCGCACUCCGCGUCCAGCAUGGAAAUCGGCCGUACGUCGGGCUGCUCAAUCGCAGGAAUGGGAGGCGAAAGUAGCGCGUUUCGUGCGGUCGUUACGACUUCGUCGCAAUCUUCGAGGGAGUCUAACGAGAGGAUUGGUGGUAGGCUCGAAUCGAUUUCGAAACAGCAACAACACCAACAACAGCAGCAACAACAACAACAACAACAACAACAACAACAUCAACACCAACAGCAGCAACAGCAACAGCAACAACAACAAACAGAAAAGAAACCGAGCGCUUUUCGUAUGAUCAGUCAGCUGGUUGGCGAAGAUUCGCGUUCGAAUUUGUCACGAGCUACGAGUCCCACCUACGAGAUUCAAAGAUCUGGUCAUGGACCUGGUGGACCUGGUUCCGGUCAAAGAAUGGACUAUGAGAUCGUUGAGGACGAAGACGAGGACGAAGAAAUCGACGUACAAGAUUCCGAUCAAGAUGUCCCAUCUUCGCCGCCGGUCGCGUGGAGAGAUCAUUGGACCGAUCAGCAACCUCUUGAAUUGACCAAACACGAUCGUUGAAUUUGACUCGAAGUGGGGAAGCGGAAGAAGACGAAUACUAGGACGAGAUAAAAGAAGAAGAGAGAAUUAUUUUCAUCUCGUUCGUACGGUGGUGAUUUCAUAGUUUCCGAGUGCGAACUUAUGGUGAAAAAGAAAAAAAAAUAUAUAUAUAAAAAAGGUCUCAGAGUUAGUGUCUCAGUGAGAGGACUAUAAACGUUCGUUGUAAUAAGAUCUCGAAAAAGAAUCUUUUUCUUUGAGAAUGAACUCUCGUAUCCUCUUUUUGAGGUUCCUACGACAGAGGACAAUAUAUAUAUAUACAUAUUUUUUGUUUUUUUUUUUCUUAUUCUUAUAGGAAAAUCUCUCGUCGAAUCGUUCUAGUAUCGUAUCGUGGAACUCGUAUACUUAGAUCGAAAAACGGAUGUAAUCGUCACUCGUUAAACUUUCGAACGUGAUUCUCUUCUCUAUCAAACUAAUGUCUCUAGUACCUAUUCAGCUACUUACUACGAUUACUACGAUCGAUUUACUACGAAUACGAUUAACGAUUAAGUGCUACCGAGUAUCGCUGUGUAAUAUUAAAAAUGCAAUAUCAUCAGUGUCGCUGUAACAUUAUUGUCGAGUAGGACUAUAUCGAGGACUAUGUUUCGAUAGUAUCGUCAUUUCGUUCUUCUUCUUUUUUUUUGGUUUUUUCUUUCUUUCUUUCUUUCUGUUGUUAUUUUCUUUUUUCUUCUUUUUUCUUUCAUCUCUCUAAUCCAUCUUCAUCGGCCAUGGAAAUUAUACGUCUGUCGUUAAAAUGAGAAGGAAAUGUUGUAUACAGAAUCGUAAGUAAAGAACGGGAGCGAGAGAAAGAGAGAGAGAAAGAGAGAGAGAGAGAGAGAGAGAGAGAGAGAGAGAGAGAGAGAGAGAGAGAGAGAAGAUAGGAGGAAAUGUCUAGUGCCUCGUUAGAUUAGAAAAAGACGUAAGUACCUUUUUUCAAAGGAAAAUAAAAAAGGGUACGCUUUGCUCCUACUUGAAGCAGAGAAAGGAAGAACGCAGAUGAUGAUGAAAUUGUAACACAAUUAAGAUAUCGUUUUAUUUAAAAAAUGAACUCGUUUGUAAAUAUCCACACAGGACAUAAAAAAAAGUUCUUAAAGUAA
This is a messenger RNA of Vespula pensylvanica (western yellowjacket), 4190 nucleotides long. RefSeq names its product AF4/FMR2 family member lilli-like (gene Eyg). Gene Ontology annotation, molecular function: RNA polymerase II cis-regulatory region sequence-specific DNA binding; DNA-binding transcription factor activity, RNA polymerase II-specific. Gene Ontology annotation, biological process: regulation of transcription by RNA polymerase II; anatomical structure development. The record is from RefSeq and is a predicted model, not a curated record. NCBI's taxonomy places the organism in Eukaryota, Metazoa, Arthropoda, Insecta, Hymenoptera, Vespidae. The coding region runs from base 871 to 3078 and encodes 735 amino acids. The transcript has 6 exons.